AUGUUGUUGACCACGUCGGAGGGAAAAACUUCGACGGCAUUCGUUAGUUGGUUAUCGGUGGCAUUCCUAUCAUCAUUCGUUCAAGACGUCCACGCUGCUACUUCCGAUGAUUGGAGAAGCCAAUCGAUAUAUCAAAUCAUCACGGAUCGGUUCGCAAGAACUGAUGGCUCGACUACCUAUGCUUGUAAUAAUACAGCGGAAUUGUAUUGCGGAGGGACCUUUCAAGGUAUCAUUAAUCAUCUAGAUUACAUUCAGGAUAUGGGAUUUACAGCUAUCUGGAUAUCGCCCGUGGUACAAAAUAUCAAUCAAACAACAAAAUACGGCCAAGGCUACCAUGGAUUUUGGAGUCAAGAUAUCACCAAGAUCAACGAACAUUUUGGAACUCCGGAUGAUCUCAAACUUCUGUCGUCGACCUUACACGAUCGUGGGAUGUAUUUGAUGAUCGAUGCGGUCAUCAACGAUAUGGCCUACGCAGGGCCUGGGAGUGAAACCGAUUACUCUACACUCGUUCCGUUCAACAAGAAAGAAUACUUUCAUCCUUUUUGUUACAUCACCGAUUAUUCGAACGCAACCAACUUUCAAAAUUGUUGGCUUGGAGACGAUACAGUUUCACUACCAGAUCUUGAUACCGAGUCUGACUUUGUGAAGCAAACAUGGGAAACAUGGGUAUCGGAGAUGGUGGCCAAUUAUUCUCUUGACGGCCUUCGUAUCGAUGCCGCUAAACACGUCGACAAGCCCUUUUGGCCUGGCUUUCAACAGGCUGCCAAUACAUUCACCAUCGGUGAAGUCUUUGACGAGUUGCCUAUCAAUGCAUGCGAGUGGGCCGUCGAUGCUCUUUCGUCUGUCCUCAAUUAUCCUGCCUGGUACUAUAUUACAUCUAUCCUUUCGAACUCUACAAAUGGCAUGGGAAGCUUAAGCUACCAAUUCGAUCAAAUCCAGCGAAACUGCUAUGAUACUACGCUUCUCGGCACAUUUAGCGAGAAUCAUGAUGUCGCUCGUUUCGGAUCCUACACAACUGAUCUAUCUCAAAGAAAAAAUGCUCUUACGUUCGCUUUCUUCACUGAUGGUAUUCCUGUGGUAUAUUAUGGCGCGGAACAAGGCUUUGACGGUGGUGGUGAUCCUGAAAAUCGUGGAGCACUUUGGCUAAAUCCAACUGGGUAUGAUAACACAUCAGUCUUGUAUCAACAUAUCAAGACCAUGAAUACCGCCCGUAACGCCGUCAACAACUAUAUGAUUUCCACCAAUUACUCUAACUGGAGUCCUUACUGGGGAUACAAAUCAGCAGUCAUCUAUCAAAAAGACGAUGCAUUGAUAUUUAGAAAAGGAAACGUCAAUUCAAUUGUGACAGCUAUUACUAAUGUUGGGACCAACGGUGGAACUGUUGGACCUUACUAUAUUGGAGACACCAAUUUUAGUGACGGAAUUCUUCUCAUUGAAAUAUUGAGCUGCAAUAGCACUAUUACAGGAGUCGGGGGAACUUUCACUCUUUCUUUGACAAAUGGGGAGCCACAGGUUUGGAUACCAGGUUCCCUUUUAGUGAACACAACCCUCUGUCCAAAGCCCAUGAAAGAUGUCAACAAAACCCAUACUGCCGUCAACUCUCUCUCAUCACACACAUCACCAUCAUCGGUGCUUUCCUUCUUUACCGCUUGCUUACUAUCGGCUUUAUUUUUCGUCUCUCAAUGA
Molecule: messenger RNA, 1686 nt
Organism: Sclerotinia sclerotiorum 1980 UF-70
Lineage: Eukaryota; Fungi; Ascomycota; Leotiomycetes; Helotiales; Sclerotiniaceae
Exons: 5
Coding region: 1-1686 (561 amino acids)
Biological process (GO): carbohydrate catabolic process
Molecular function (GO): alpha-amylase activity; calcium ion binding
Source: RefSeq, a predicted model, not a curated record